Molecule: messenger RNA, 2264 nt
Organism: Trichophyton rubrum CBS 118892
Lineage: Eukaryota; Fungi; Ascomycota; Eurotiomycetes; Onygenales; Arthrodermataceae
Exons: 1
Coding region: 148-1233 (361 amino acids)
Source: RefSeq, a predicted model, not a curated record
UGGAAUCGUUGAUAUAGCUUCCUUUUGUUAUCAUCCCCGGGCCUAGCAGAACCGAAAGCUCUCCUCCCGCCGUUGCAGCUAUCCAAGCGAGCACCUCCAACUCUCUUCUCCUCCAGCCCACCGGUCCGCUCUUCACCGCUCAGAGCCAUGCCUCUGUUUGCCUCUCUGUUCUCCCGUCGACGUUCUCGCCAGACGCGAGAGAAGGAAGCAGCGUCAGCGUCGGCAGGCAAUGAUGCUGCUGAGGCGUCUGCAGGGCAGAAGAACGGGACUAACCAUAAAGCUCCCCGGGUCGAGCUCGAUUUUCCGCACAUCAAUCCAUCGUCGGCAACGAGCCAGCCCGCGGCCGAGAACGAGCCCCGUACGCCAGCUCGAGGCGAUGACGACAAAUCCGUGAACCCAGCUUCGGUAGAGCUGCCCGUGUCGCCACAGAAUGAGCAGCCAGGGUCCCCAGGGAUAAUGGUAUCCAAGAAGCAGUCGUUGAUGUCAGUACGGAGUGACGGGCAGCAGCCACAACCACAAUUCUUCAAGGAGGGGAAGAGACGGGCUCGCCGAAUGUCUGUCUUCUCGUCUCUCAGAUCUAGACCGUCGACCGCAAUGUCGACCGCGACAGAACCAGCUCCAGAGCUCCAGAUGUCGCCUGUCACCUCGCAUGUCAACCGGCCCUACUUCCCUCCAGACCCAAGGUUCCAGCUUGACUUGAAGCCAGAUGUCUUUGGCAAGGCCUUCACCGGAUCUAGCCUCCCUUUUGUUGAGGAGAUGUUUGGUAACAAUGGUGGUGAAAAUAAUAACUCUGCUGGAUCGCCUAGUCAACAGAAGAGUGACACUUCUACCACCGCCGCCACCACUACCACAUCCUCCCUAGAUCCAGGAAAUAAUGUUUCACGAGGAUGGUUGUUACCAGAUUUACAAUCAGUUAUGGAUGGAGAUACCCUGAACACAAACCAUACAAAUGCUACAUUGAACCAGUCCAGUUGUUCCGCAGACAAUGAUGGAACAGCAAACCAGGCCACCCCCCAUGCCAACUCUGAGAAGAUAGAAAAGACCUCCUCAGAGAGUCUGCCAUCCCCUUCCUCAUUACCCCCACUACCUGCUUCGCCAGAACCAGGUUCACCCAAAUCCUCUAGCCGGAACUCUCUAAAGAGGCUGCUUAGCAAAAGGAUAUCCCUAGAGACACAGCAGGGUAGUACUCCAGCUGACACCGACUCUGCUGCUCCAAAUGGUGUGACCGCGUAGUAGCAUUGGAUAAAAGAUAAAGAGACUGUAUUAAGGCAUCGUUAUUCUGAUUUUAUCUUAUCUUUUUAGGCGUCCUUGGGUAUUAGCAAGAUCCAGAGCACAAUAAAUUGAUACACCCUUGUCUUUUUUUGGUAUUUUUUUUUCUCUUCCUUGACAUGUUAUGUUGCCAGAAAAGAAUGCUAUUUAUAGGCCAGACGUAUGCAGAGGGAUGUCGAAAUAUGCAGGUGAAGCAUACGAAAAGCCAUGCAGGUACGGAGUACAGCUCCCUUUCUUUGAUAAGCUACAUAUGUCUGGAUAUAUCCUCGCUUACUUAAUGAGUAAUGCAUAAAUUACACAUGUCUGGUGCAACUUGUCGUAUCCAAUACUGCCCCCUUUUGCUGAAUUGAAGGAUACCUGUCACAAGAAGCCGGCAACCAGUAGUCAAACACUUGACUGGACGGGACAGCUAGGCUGACAAGAUCCUGGCAUUUCCAGGCUCAGCUGCCGUCCCUCUCCCCUUUUGCAGUGGUACCGUCAACUACAGUUGAUAAUCCCUUCUGUGGCUUCCGACUAUGUCUAUAUGGUCAAGACUAGAGCUCUUAGCCCUCAGGAGAAGGUACCUAGUAGCAUACUCUGGAAGUCAAAGGAAACGCAUCAGCUGAAAGCUACGUUGCCAAGUCAUCAAGCCGUAACAGCUCAGCCAUGAGGUCACAAAGUAGUAGCGUCUCCUUUGUUUAUUCCGUCUAACCAGGAAUAUGUUCAUCCACAAAAGCUGGAAGGCAAAAGAAAUACCUUGGACGGGGGAUGUUGUGGAAGGUAUAUGCUUAUGUAAGUCAUGAGUUGACUUUCGGUUUUCGGUAAUACAAAGUUCCGGUAAACUGGGGCUGAGCCCGUGCGCAGGGAUCCACCUGAUGAACCUCAACCUCAAAGUUGACUCCUUGCCCUACUUACGCGUACACGAGAAUGAUUGUUACAGGUUAUUCGAACUGUGCUAGGGGAGCCAUUAUACCAAGAUACGCAUUGUUGGAGCAGUUAUGGCCGUUGAUAAUGAA